This is a messenger RNA of Tetrahymena thermophila SB210, 2295 nucleotides long. RefSeq lists its product as hypothetical. The transcript has 4 exons. Lineage: Eukaryota; Ciliophora; Oligohymenophorea; Hymenostomatida; Tetrahymenidae. The record is from RefSeq and is a predicted model, not a curated record.
AUGAAAUAAAAAAGCUAAAUAAGCUUUCCAUAAAAUGAUAAUUAGUACUAAUAAUUGGACUCUGAUAGGUAAUACGAUUUUAGAGCCGACUAAAGAUGGUGUGAAACAAUUAAAAAAGAAGUGGAAAAUUUGAAGAAUGUUGCUUUUUAGAUUAAGGAUUUGUUUAAAAAUGGAAAAACUGAUGAUGAAAAUUUUAAAGAUGUGUACGAAAAGCUUUAAGAAAGGGAUUUUAAUAAUGAUAUUAACAGUCAACCAUAGAGUUCAAUUAACUAAUAAAUACUGCCUAAUCCACCAUUGAAAAAUUAAAUUAAUAAAACCUAGCAAGGAGGAGGAAAAUCAAUAUUUAAAAAUGAAUCCAACAGAAAUAGCAACCCAAAAGGCUCAUUUUCAUAGAAUAAUACCAAUAAUGGGUUAAAGUAGGAUUAAGAAGAUAAUAAGGAGGAUUUUAAAGAAAUUAAGAAUAUGCUUGAUAAGAUGACAAACGAAGUUUAGAAGAGUUUAAUUGAGACAUAGUAAUUAAAAUAAGAGCUAAAGCUAAAUAAAGGUGAUCGAGAAAAUCUUUUUAAUAUCGAUAAAAAUGAUUGGGAUAUGAACUAUGUAGAAUACUAGAAAAGGUAAGACAAAAAUAGAGAAGAAAUUAGCUCUUCACAAAGAAAAAUUCAUGAUAUGUAAAAUAAAAGAUUAGCUUAAAAGGUUCAGGAUUUACAUAUGGAACUAUAAAAAAAAAUGCAAAUAAUUGAGUAAAAUGAAGAAGAGUAUGACUCUCUUGUUAAAAAAAUAUAAGUUAGCUUUGGUAUAUUAUAGCUCAAUUACAUAUAUCAACCAUACUAAGCUUAAAAGGAUAAAGAGAAAAGGGAAGAUAAGGAUUAUAAUAUGAAAGAAUUUAACUAAUAUCAAUUUGGAAAUUUUAUCUUCGACUUAAAGAAAUUGAUCGUUAUUAGGGACUUGAAGAAAGAUAAAGAACCUGAGUUAUUCUCUUUUGAGUACUCUUAGAUGACUGGAGUUGAUUAUAAGGAAGUAGGUAAUAGGAUUAUCAAAGUUGUAUGGUAUGAUUAAGAUAAAGGAGAAGAACUCAAAAUUAAGUUUGAUAAUGACUAAGACAUGAAUAAAUUUAACAUACUUCUUUAUAUUUUAAGAUUAAAUUAUGUUGCUUUUUCUACUAACUCAUUCACAAAGUACUUCGAUCAUGAAUCAAAUCCUUAUCUUCAUUUUCUUUUCGAUAAGAGACAAGAUGGAGGAGAACAAUCCAGAUUAGAAAAAUCUAUAGUCUAAGGAAUGUAAAGCAAUUAUAAGCAAGAUAUGUAUAGGAAUAACCAGGAAAAAAAUAUGAUAGAUUCAUUAACAAAAACUUUAAAAUUUUAAAUGAAUUAAAGUGAAAUGAUGCAUUCAAAUAUGAAUAAAAGUGCUGCUUCCCCUCUAAAUAACAGUAUCUUAGAUAUUGUUGACAUGAAUUAAAGCAGAAAGAAUAGAUCUUUCACACCUGUCAACUAGAUAAGUGCCAACAAUGAAAAUAGAUAAUAAGAGAUGUACAUUUCUAAAAAAACUGAUGCAAAUAAAGAAGAUUUAAAUUAUAGCAAGAUGAAUAAUGAAAAAUACUGGGAGGAAAAAAUUAGAAAUAGUGUUAUUCAAAAUAAAAAUAAAAAAUCUGACAUUAAAAUAGAAGCUCGAGAUAAAUUUAGGCAGAUAUUUUAAAUUUAUUUUUAAUCUAAGAACUAAAAAGAUCAAUAGCCUUUAGAUAUAUCGCUUUUAGAUGUAAGAAAAUCUAAAAAGGAUUUUGCAAUCGAUUUAAUUCUUAAAAAAAAUGAGGAAACAGUUUUUGAAAUAGAUUUAAAAUAAGAUUAAUUUGAAAACUUUUAUAGGUCAUUUAAAUUCUUUUGUAACUAGAAUCUCUAAAAAUAAAAGGAAAUAAGUAAGGCCAUUUAAGAUCUUAAGAAUGGUAUGAUAUUCUUAAAGUAUAGUAGAGGUUCCUUCUCUCCACAUGAAAAGCUAUUCUAAUAUGAAGAGUAAGACAAGAGACCAACACUGAUUUCAAGAAAACCAUCUGAUGCAAAUGGAAAAGAUAAAAAAGUAACUUACUUUAGUGAUAUUAAUUCAUUCUCUUUGGGAUGGGAUAAUGGACCUGGGUUUAAAAAGUUUUAGAAAGAUGAUAAAAGGAUUAUCAAAGAACUUUGUCUUGUAAUAUAGCUUAAUAACAGUAAAACAAUAGAAGUGCUAGCUAAAACUUAGUAGCAAAGAGAUUAAUUUUAUAGCUACUUAAACACAAUCCAUGAGCAAGUUAAAUUAAUAAAUAAUUGA